GUUUCUUUUUUCACUACUGCAAACUAGUUGUUAGAAACCAGAUAGAUAGCUUCCUCGGCCAAAGCUCCCUAACCAACCACCUUGAAAAGAUUGUUCUCUUCCUGCUUCUUUCGGCUCUUGCACAACUUUCGGUUUAUGUUAACAUAAUAUGUGCGAAUAUACACGCCUAGCACAUCAGGUUACAAUGCUAGAAUUGUUCCUUAUCUCUUUAGGUAUGUGGAUACAAGCAUACGCACAUAUUUAUAGGGGCAUAACUGGAAGUCGGAAAGGUUUUUCAUAGUCAUCAUGGAUAGGCUGAACUCAAAGCUGUAUCUGCAAAAUUGUUACAUAAUGAAGGAGAAUGAGAGGCUAAGGAAGAAAGCACAGCUUCUCAACCAGGAGAAUCAGGCCCUGCUAUCAGAGCUCAAACAGAAACUCUCAAAGGGAAACUCAAAGGGAAAUCAACCAAGCACUCUUCCUGAUCUUAACCUCUGUUCUAGUUCCAACGCGAAUCCUUCUAAUUCUAGCAAACCCUGAUAUUCUUGAAUACAUAUUCAAGUAUCAUGACCCCACUUAGACCCUUCACCUUUUUUGUGUAAAACCAGAGUCAAUUAGUGGUAGUAGCUCCAGUUUCAGUUACAUAGGACAGUAAUGUAUUUCUUCACCAGGGUUACUUUAAUUUCUACUUCUAUGUUUAUCAUAUCUUCUUUUCUAGGGGGGUUAGGAUAUGAAUUUCUGAACUAGAAAGAUGGAUGUACCUGGGUGUCU
Messenger RNA from Carica papaya (papaya), 747 nucleotides. The record is from RefSeq and is a predicted model, not a curated record. Lineage: Eukaryota; Viridiplantae; Streptophyta; Magnoliopsida; Brassicales; Caricaceae.